Molecule: messenger RNA, 783 nt
Organism: Boleophthalmus pectinirostris (great blue-spotted mudskipper)
Lineage: Eukaryota; Metazoa; Chordata; Actinopteri; Gobiiformes; Gobiidae
Product: inactive angiotensin-converting enzyme-related protein-like
Exons: 4
Coding region: 335-730 (131 amino acids)
Source: RefSeq, a predicted model, not a curated record
GGCAGAAUCUUUGGCAGAACUUUUAACAGAACCUGUGACAGAACAUUUGGCAGAACUUUUGGGAAAAGGGCGCUUAUGUUUCGGACUCGUUCUCUGUUUAAGCAGGAUGGUCACAUGUGGAGGAAACAUCCCGCCCAUUUUGAAGUUUUUUCUACUAUUACUCCGAAGCUCUGGGAGCCUAGAUGGAUAUGACGUACAAACGUACAUAGUAAUUAUGUACAUCGUAUCCGUACAUGCGCACACACGUAUUUAUUUGAAGGGCAUCUUCGCUGCAUCCUUGGUAAACUGCUUUUACCAGUGAAGAGAACAACUCAGAACGACCCAGACUCAAGUCAUGUAUCAGCCAGAGAAUGAAGAGCAGCCCAGACCCGGACCCGAACUCAGGCCCAGGCCCAGACCCAGACCCAGACCCGAACUCAGGCCCAGACCCAGACCCAGCUUCUUCGGGGGUGUCCUGGGCGUUGUCGGUGGGGUUACAACUGAGUACCUCCUGAUGAAGCUGGCUCCUGAUUGGAUGAACACUCAGAGAGGGCAGAUUGUUCAAGACCUGCUGCAGAGAGGGAAUUCUGCUGCUCAAAUCUCUCUGAGGUCCCCUGUGAAAGAGUUUCUACCAGGGUCUUUCCCUGAGCCGUUUCGCGAUCUCAUUGCCGAGGCUGUGGUGGAUGGAGUUGUGUUCGGGGUUCAAUGUGUCCUUGAAUUCAUGAGUUCUUCACUCAGAUGUAUUUAUUAAAUUCCCCAGAUUAAAUGUCAGUUCGAUAAACGGUUAUUUAAUUCACACAUUCU